GUCCCGACCAACGCUCCAAGCCAUUCGUAAUGCAGGUUGCCAAGAUUUCCCUUUUCCUUUUCGCUGCCAUGGGUACGGUUGCUAGUCCCAUUGAUGCCGAGUCCGAGGGCCUCAGUGUUAGAGGGGUGAAUGCUGCCGACAUUCAGUACACAGGAAAAUGUUAUACAAAUGGCAACAAUUGCAAAUACGAUUUUGAUGGGAAGACGCACUUUGUCAAGUGCCCUAGCGCCGCCAACACGAAGUGCGAGAAGAAUGGAAAUAAGUGCACAUAUGACUCCUACAAUGGAAAGGUGAAGUGUGACUUCCGCCAUUGAUGAACCUAUUUCAAAUGGCUAUUCCUGGCCAUUCAUCUUACUAGAAAUUGUAAGAUGCCGCGCGGUUCUCAAGCCUAGUCAAGAAGGGCUAGGAACAAGCAGUAUUGAAUGUGUGUUGGGUGGAAACAUAUGUGGUGUCCAUCCCCAGUAUCUCGCUCUUCUGUGAUUUUUGCUAUGACCACACUCGUUUAUCAUCUAGCUUGAUAGCUUGAUGUUUUCGCCUAUCAAUUAUUUGCUUAUCAAUAAAUUGCUCAUUGACCGCCUG
Molecule: messenger RNA, 579 nt
Organism: Penicillium brasilianum
Lineage: Eukaryota; Fungi; Ascomycota; Eurotiomycetes; Eurotiales; Aspergillaceae
Source: the annotation of a GenBank genome assembly